AUGUUCAUACAGUUAUUUGUAACUUUACUCUUUCUGUUGUUCUUAGUCUUAUUCGUAGCUUUACUCCUUCCAAUGUUCAUACAGUUAUUUGUAACUUUACUCUUUCUGUUGUUCUUAGUCUUAUUAAUGUUCAUAGCUUUACUCCUUCCAAUGUUCAUACUUAUUAAGUUAUUUGUAACUUUUUGUCUUUCUGUUGUUCUUAGUCUUAUUCGUAGCUUUACUCCUUCCAAUGUUCAUACGGUUAUUUGUAACUUUACUCUUUCUGUUGUUCUUAGUCUUAUUCGUAGCUUUACUCCUUCCAAUGUUCAUACGGUUAUUUGUUGUUCUUAUCUUAUUCGUAGCUUUACUCCUUCCAAUGUUCAUACGGUUAUUUGUAACUUUACUCUUUCUGUUGUUCUUAGUCUUAUUCGUAGCUUUACUCCUUCCAAUGUUCAUACGGUUAUUUGUAACUUAACUCUUUCUGUUGUUCUUAGUCUUAUUCGUAGCUUUACUCCUUCCAAUGUUCAUACGGUUAUUUGUAACUUAACUCUUUCUGUUGUUCUUAGUCUUAUUCGUAGCUUUAGACCUUCCAAUGUUCAUACGGUUAUUUGUAACUUUACUCUUUCUGUUGUUCUUAGUCUUAUUCUCUUAUUCGUAGCUUUACUCCUUCCAAUGUUCAUACGGUUAUUUGUAACUUUACUCUUUCUGUUGUUCUUAGGCUUAUUCGUAGCUUUACUCCUUCCAAUGUUCAUUGUUCUUAGUCUUAUUAGUUGUUGUUCAACUUUACUUCUUUCUGUUGUUCUUAGGCUUAUUUCCAAUGUUCAUAUAGCUUUACUCCUUCCAAUGUUCAUACGGCUUAUUCGUAGCUUUACUCCUUCCAAUGUUCAUACGGUUAUUUGUAACUUUACUCUUUCUGUUGUUCUUAGUCUUAUUCGUAGCUUUACUCCUUCCAAUGUUCAUACAGUUAUUUGUAACUUUACUCUUUCUGUUGUUCUUAGUCUUAUUCGUAGCUUUACUCCUUCCAAUGUUCAUACGGUUAUUUCUAACUUUACUCUUUCUGUUGUUCUUAGUCUUAUUCGUAGCUUUACUCCUUCCAAUGUUCAUACGGUUGUUCUUAGUCUUUUGCUUAUUCGUAGCUUUACUCCUUCCAAUGUUCAUACGGUUAUUUGUAACUUUACUCUUUCUGUUGUUCUUAGUCUUAUUCGUAGCUUUACUCCUUCCAAUGUUCAUACGGUUAUUUGUAACUUUACUCUUUCUGUUGUUCUUAGUCUUAUUCUUCUUAUUCGUAGCUUUACUCCUUCCAAUGUUCAUACGGUUACUUGUAACUUUACUCUUUCUGUUGUUCUUAGGCUUAUUCGUAGCUUUACUCCUUCCAAUGUUCAUACGGUUAUUUGCAAUCUUUACUUGUUGUUCUUAGCUUUUACUCUUUCUGUUGUUCUUAGGCUUAUUCAGCUUUACUCCUUCCAAUCAUUUUUUUCUUUUUUUCUUUUCUUUUUUCUUUCUUUUCUUUUUCCUUUUCUUUUUUUUCUUUUCUUUUCAUUUCUUUUUUCUUUCUUUUCUCUUUUCUUUUUUCCUUUUUCUCUUUUCUUUUUUCCUUUUUCUCUUUUCUUUUUUCCUUUUUCUCUUUUCUUUUUUCCUUUUUCUUUUUUGUUUUUUUUACAUUUUCUUUUCAUUUCUAUUUCUUUUUACUUUCUUUUCUUUUUCUUUUUUCCUUCUUUUUUCCUUUUUCUUUUUCUUUACAUUUUCUUUCUUUUCUUUUCAUUUCUUUUUCUUUUUUCCUUUUUUCCUUUUUCUUUUAUGUUUUUCUUUACAUUUUCUUUUUUCUUUUCUUUUUUCUUUUUUCCUUUUUCUUUUUUGUUUUUCUUUCUUUUUCUUUUCUUUUUUCUUUUUUUUUCCUUUUUCUUUUAUGUUUUUCUUUACAUUUUCUUUUUCUUUUCUUUUUUCCUUUUUCUUUUUUCUUUUUCUUUAAAUUUUCUUUCUUUUUCUUUUCUUUUUUCUUUUCUUUUUCUUUUUUUUCUUUUUCUUUUUUUUCUUUUUUUCUUUUUCCUUUUUUUUCCUUUCUUUUCUUUUUAA
This is a messenger RNA of Acanthosepion pharaonis, 2052 nucleotides long. NCBI's taxonomy places the organism in Eukaryota, Metazoa, Mollusca, Cephalopoda, Sepiida, Sepiidae. The record is from the annotation of a GenBank genome assembly.